Molecule: messenger RNA, 1105 nt
Organism: Scylla paramamosain (green mud crab)
Lineage: Eukaryota; Metazoa; Arthropoda; Malacostraca; Decapoda; Portunidae
Product: U-scoloptoxin(11)-Sm6a-like
Exons: 4
Coding region: 139-987 (282 amino acids)
Source: RefSeq, a predicted model, not a curated record
ACCCAUCCCUGCCAAGCCAGACUACUCCCUAAGACUUGCUUUGCCUAAAGUAGCGAUGAUGGCCACGAGCACGAGCUUCUAGCUCAGCGGCGGUGUCUUCAACGCAGCCCGGCGACGCUUCGAGACCUUCCCAGCAGCAUGAGGGGCAGUGUGGCGGCGCUGGCCACCGUGCUGGGCCUGCUGCUGGCCAACGCCCGCUCCGCCCUUCUGGUCACCGCCAACGUGGCUACUAAUGAGAUCCUGGACGCCCCUGUGCAGGAAGACUUCGACCUUCCCCCCUGCCGGAAUGGCGCGGCAUGCGGCUACAUACAGGUCAACGCCUUCGGAGUGAGCAGCAGACAGUUUUGCAGCUGCCGCGGAUUCCAAGGAGGGGAGCGAGGGGGCGUGGCGGCGGCGGGGGCCUGCGGCAUGGUGUGGGACCCCGAGGACGGCCGCUCAGUCACCAUGGGCUCCCAGCAGUUCAAGUACUGUGGAUCACCGCCUCCCUUGCGUGUUUGUGGGAGGGAGGAAGCCGCCUACACGGCCGGCUUACUCUUCCACAAGGCGACCUUCAGCCUGACAGAGGAGCGGCACGUCCUUCACUGCUACUGCCAGCCGCCCCUCUCCCACCUGCACUCCGACGUGGAGGAAUACGUCAUGGGCAGUAACCUGGUCGUGGAUACCAUCUUUACUUGCUCCAGCAUGCCGCCGUGCAUGGAAGGGUCGGCGUGCAAGGAGGUGUCAGUCGGGGAAGGGACCGCUCUAGUGAACCCCAAGUGUCGUUGUCCCCGCCAGUCGUCCUGUCCUACCCUCACCUCCUCCGCCAUCCCGCACUCCAACUCCUACCCCAAGGGCGCCGCCUACUCCGUGCACUGCCUGCCCCCUUUACUAGAGGCGCUCUCAACACACAGAUGGAGGCCAAGGAAAGCACUCACCACUGCCUCCCUCCCGUGUCCUGGAUUGACUCUCUCUCGCUCUUUCACUCUCUUUCUUUUUUUCCUCAAGUGAUAUGCUAGAUGGAGCGAGACAAGACUAACCUUAACCUAAAACUCUCUCUCUCUCUCUCUCUCUCUCUCUCUCUCUCUCUCUCUCUCUCUCUCUCUCUCUCUCUCUCAGGGCAUCUACA